AUGAACUUUCUCCAGGAGAAGGCAUGGCCACAGAUGCUGGAGAUAUCUUUUUCCUACAGGAAAGCCGCUUCCCGCCUCAGUGUUACUGCCUACACAUUGUCCCUAUACACCCUGCGUGUGUUUCCGCAGUUUCCCGAGUACGAUGAUCUCUACUGCAAGUACUGCUUCGUGUACGGCCACGACUGGGCCCCCACCGCGGGGCUGGAGGAGGGGAUCUCCCAGAUCACAUCGAAGAGCCGAGACGUGCGGCAAGCGCUGGUGUGGAACUUCCCCAUCGACGUCACCUUCAAAAGCACCAACCCCUUCGGCUGGCCACAGAUUGUGCUCAGCGUGUACGGACCAGACGUGUUCGGGAACGACGUGGUCCGCGGCUACGGGGCAGUGCACGUGCCUUUCUCGCCUGGCAGGCACAAAAGGACCAUCCCCAUGUUUGUCCCAGAAUCUACAUCUAAGCUGCAAAAGUUCACAAGCUGGUUCAUGGGACGGAGGCCUGAGUACACGGACCCCAAGGUGGUGGCUCAGGGUGAAGGCCGGGAAGUGACCCGCGUCCGCUCCCAGGGCUUUGUCACUCUCCUCUUCAACGUGGUGACCAAGGACAUGAGGAAGCUGGGCUACGACACUGGGCCUGUGGACAUGCAGGGGCUCUCGGGGCCCAGCCUGCCCCAGGGCCUGCCCCAGUGAGCCUGGCCAAGCAGCGUGCAGCCUGAGCGGCUCCCACAAUGCCAGGUGGCCACUGCCGAUCCACCUGCCUGCUCCAGUGUAGAUGGGGAGUCGGGGGGAUAUUUUCAUAAAAUAAAUGGUUGCUUUGUCACAGAA
This is a messenger RNA of Myotis davidii, 816 nucleotides long. It is a transcript of the gene B9D1, whose product is annotated as B9 protein domain 1. The coding region runs from base 1 to 681 and encodes 226 amino acids. The transcript is spliced from 7 exons. NCBI's taxonomy places the organism in Eukaryota, Metazoa, Chordata, Mammalia, Chiroptera, Vespertilionidae. Gene Ontology annotation, cellular component: MKS complex. The record is from RefSeq and is a predicted model, not a curated record. Gene Ontology annotation, biological process: cilium assembly.